Molecule: messenger RNA, 1167 nt
Organism: Microstroma glucosiphilum
Lineage: Eukaryota; Fungi; Basidiomycota; Exobasidiomycetes; Microstromatales; Microstromataceae
Product: uridylate kinase
Exons: 2
Coding region: 363-1046 (227 amino acids)
Biological process (GO): 'de novo' pyrimidine nucleobase biosynthetic process; CDP biosynthetic process; UDP biosynthetic process
Cellular component (GO): cytoplasm; nucleus
Molecular function (GO): UMP kinase activity; ATP binding
Source: RefSeq, a predicted model, not a curated record
GCGUCGCUCCGCACAGACGACGCCUAUGGCUGUAACUCGCCCCUGGACCUCUUCGUCAUCUCCGUCCUCACAACGUCUUAGUGUUGUUGAUGUCCUACUCUCCUCGUCCACCUUCUUCCAAUCGCCCCAGUCCAAUCGGUUUCAUCAUCAUCGCUGCCAUCUCUUCUGCCGGAUUUUACUACGUCGCCAACAAGCGCGAUCAAGAGGCAAAGAGAGCUCCACUUUCCGAAAAGCGUAGACCCUUUGAGAAUCCACUCAUCCCGCCAAGGCAUCGCGACGAGGAACUGCAGCAACAGCAGCAGCAACAACAGUACCAGCAACAGUACCAGAAGCAGUAAACAGCGAGACUUGUCUUUAGCACCAUGCCCGCCGUUGAGAAAAGCCAGGGAGCCGCACCUGAUGCCGCCAAGGAGCUGCAGGAGAGGCAAGGCCCAUUGUUUGACCCCGCCAAGGUCAAGGUCAUUUUCGUGCUGGGUGGACCUGGUAGUGGCAAGGGCACACAGUGUGCCAGGCUAGUAGAGCACUGGGGUUUGGUGCAUCUCAGUGCUGGUGAUCUGCUCCGAGCGGAACAGAACCGCGAAGGCUCUCAAUACGGAGAGCUCAUCGCCAGCUACAUUCGCGAGGGUCAAAUUGUCCCGCAAGAGGUGACGAUUGCCCUGCUGCAGAAUGCCAUUCAAGACAACCUGGGCCCCUCUGGCUCCGGCCGAGUCCUCGUGGAUGGAUUCCCGCGCAAGAUGGAUCAAGCCCAACUCUUCGACUCUAAAGUCUGCCCUUCUCAAUUCACACUGUUUUUGCAGUGCACGGAGGAGGUGAUGCUGCAGCGUCUAAUGAAGAGGGGAGAGACUUCCGGACGGGCAGACGACAAUGUCGAGUCGAUCAAGAAGCGUUUCCAGACUUUUGUGGAGACGUCCAUGCCUGUAGUUGAGUACUAUAGGGAGCAGGACAAAGUGGUAGAGGUAGAUUCCCUGAAGCCGGUGGAAGAGGUGGAGAAGAAGAUUCAAGAGGCUCUGAGGGAGAAGGGUCUGCGGCCUACCAGCGAGUCGUAGUCGGACCGAUGUCGUUUGCUUGUCCCUGUCCGUAGACAGAAGUGAACAGUGUGAAUACGAAAACCAUCAUCAAGCGCAGCGAGUGUGGACCCUCUGAGGGAUUACGCUGAGGGAGCAUGAC